Molecule: messenger RNA, 2661 nt
Organism: Acanthisitta chloris (rifleman)
Lineage: Eukaryota; Metazoa; Chordata; Aves; Passeriformes; Acanthisittidae
Gene: SWT1
Product: SWT1 RNA endoribonuclease homolog (S. cerevisiae)
Exons: 18
Coding region: 1-2661 (886 amino acids)
Cellular component (GO): nucleus
Source: RefSeq, a predicted model, not a curated record
AUGUCUAAAAAGAAGCCGAAGAAAUUACCAGGAAAGGAAGAAUGUUUGGAUGGCCGAGAUGACAAACAUUCUGAAGACACAAGAUCUUACAAGCACACUAUGAAAGGAGAGACUGAACUUCAGAGAGCCAAACGAGAGAAACAUGAGCAGGAGAAGAAGCGACACCGAAGUUCUGGUGUUUCUCAUGAUGCUGGUAGAAGAUCCCAAGAAAAAUCUCCAAAGAGAAGCAAAACCCCAGACAAGUCUUCAGGCCAAACUGAAAAGCAAAAGAAAAUAGUUAUCCAGUUUAAAGCCAAAGAAAUUAAACAUGGGAAAACCACUCGCACUCUCGAUGCAGUGACUGCCAGCAAGGAAAAGAGUGGCUUUGAUGGGACAGAAGGGAAAAGACUCUGGUACAGCUUUGAACUGCAGAGGGACAAGGCACUGAGGAAAAAGAGGGAGAAAGCUGAACUCUGCAAACUGAAGUUGAAAGCAGAACAGACUAUGAUAGAGAAGUUUAAGUCACCUGUGUGUGACAUCCCCCAUAAAAAGUCAGAGGGCUCGAAACAGCGGAGGGAGGAUGUCAGGAUUGCCAAGCAGCCCCCUGACACCUCUGCAGGGACUGUGUGUGGGGACAGGGCUGACACUGAGGACUCAGGUACAUUAUCCAGCGUUUGGGAAGAGGAGGAUGAGGAGGAAUAUAAGGAGUUUUCUCGGAAAAAGCGACACGUGAGCAAACACAGGUCGUGCUCAUCACCACCCUCGCCCCCCACACCACCACGGGACUCGAGGAGGAGGAAGAAACAUGGCACUGCUGCUUCCAAAGCUCCUGGUCACUCAAGGACCAAGGAGAGGGACUUGGAAGACACAGCAUUACGUUUUAAGCAGAAUUUUGAGGUGCCAUGCACAUCUGACUCCUACCAGGAAGGUGAGGUCAGAAAGGCUGUGCCUGUCCAGAAGAACCUUGAAGACUUUCCACCUCUUCAAGACAGUCAGAACUCAGAAACAGACCAAGAGAUGCAGAUAGUUGAGGACUUGCACGUGGCUCGUGUGGAGAAGAGGAUGGCACUGUCUGUAGUACAGACUUGUGGAGAACUCACCAGUAUGGAAAUUGAUCUCCCAGAACAGAAUUUAAAUACUUCUGCUGAGGCUUUUACUUCUGGUCUGAACAUACUAGUGGUGAUUGACACAAACAUAAUGAUUAGUCACCUGGAGUUUGUUAGAUCCCUGAAAUCUGAGGAUAUUCCAGGUGUUGACAGACUUGCCUUAAUAAUUCCCUGGGUUGUCCUGCAGGAGUUGGACAACCUGAAGAAGGGGAAGAUGCUGCAGCACGUUCGGGACAAAGCUAUCCCUGCAGUGCAGUUCAUCUAUAAGUGUCUCAAAAGCCAAGAUUCAAAGCUGUGGGGACAGUCCAUGCAGUUGGCUUCUCAAAAAAUGUAUGGGCUGAGCGACGAGAACAAUGACGAUCGUGUUCUGCAGUGCUGUCUGCAGUACCAGAACCUCUUCCCUCAGGCUGUUGUCAUACUCUGCACGGAUGAUAAAAAUCUGUGUAAUAAAGCCAUUGUGAGCGAGGUCAAGGCAUUCUGCAAAGCUGAUCUGGUCACUGCUCUCCAGAAUGUGAAUGCCAACAGGCACCAGAGCUGUGGGGAGCUGCAGCAGCCAAAGCUUGGUACAGAGUGUGAGAAGGCACAAGGAGGUGAUGCUGGGUUUGCAGCACGAUUCCCAAAUGUGCUUCCAGACCUUGAGAAGAGCUUGGGAGAAGCUUUGUCUUGUAUUUUGGAGACUGAAAUGAAACUUGCAUUUGGAAACCUGUGGAUGGAGAUCCUGUACCUGAAGCCACCGUGGACGUUGGCAAACCUGCUGAAGUGCUACCAGAAACACUGGGUGGCUGUUUUUGGUUACGUGGUGCCAAGGAGUUUGCUUUCAGCUGUUGAGUGUCUCUCUGAACACCUCUGUACAGAUAAACCAUUUGACUCCUCAACAGUGCAUAUCUUGCUCCAGGAAUCCAAAAACUUGCUCCAUGCUUUCAGCUCAAGGUCAGACUAUAACGGUGUCCUGCCCCAGGCCUAUGCCCAAGUGACUAAGCUGUGCCAGACACUCACAGAGGUGAGGGCAGACAGUGAGCAGGAUUUAUCAGAAGACAUCAUGGUUCUUUCAGAAAAUGCCACGUGUGAAAAAAUGGAAGCCACAACACCCAAUCUGCAAAGCUCUGAAGCGAAACAGUUACAUCCAAGCUUUCCUGUGGCUCAGGAAAACAGGCACCAGGAAAUCUGGGCAGUCCUCGAAGGUGUUUGGAACACAAUGAACCUGUACAGCAUUGAAAUUUUCCAGAAGUUGGACCCCAAUGCAGUAACUAUGGCUGCCAAGUCUUCAUUUGAGGAGGCUUUUUUGGGCCUGCAGAAGCUGUUGGCAGCUGUGAAGGACAUCCGUGAAGGCAUCAGCAGAAUUUUGCCCCCAACCAGCAGCUUCCAAGACAUUUGGCCCCUCUAUAACUUCCUCAGAAGACAUGAGAUCCAUAACAGUCUGAAGUUCAGUGCUGAGGAGCUUUAUGAGUGUGUUUCCCAGGAGCUCUGUCGGGAGAGGCUGGAGGGGGGGGGCUGCCAGCUGGCGCAGCUGGAGCUGACCCUGGAGCGCUGCCGCGCGUCCGCGCAGGGCGAGGCCGAGAGCAGGGGGUGGCUGUGA